Messenger RNA from Labeo rohita (rohu), 4475 nucleotides. It is a transcript of the gene bri3bp, whose product is annotated as bri3 binding protein. The coding region runs from base 164 to 874 and encodes 236 amino acids. Lineage: Eukaryota; Metazoa; Chordata; Actinopteri; Cypriniformes; Cyprinidae. The record is from RefSeq and is a predicted model, not a curated record. Gene Ontology annotation, cellular component: mitochondrion. The transcript has 3 exons.
GUUUCAUUUCUUACACUUUAGCCGCGCACAGCUUCUUCCUCCAUCUCUCUGCAGCAUCUUCUUCCGGCACAUCACACCUCUAUAUUCAGCCUAUUAUAAGCUCUAUUUGACCGCUACCGUCCAGACUUUUCGCCAGUACACAUCGCCAGUUGUCAGGUAGUCUAUGAGGAUGAAGGGCGCGAAAUUGGCCGUGGUUUUCAGCGUGUUUUUGGCCUUCGUCCUCCUGACUGAAGCAGCGCGAAGCAGGAGAGACUCCAGCAGUCAGAACAGCCUCAGGAGGGCGGCCAGCGGCUUCUACCAAACCCUCAGCAAUAUCUUCGGAGAGGAGAACAUCAAGGCGCUGUACAAGUUCUUCUCAAAAACCACAGAGAGGUUUGUUUAUGGAGUCGAUUCCUUAUUGGACACAUUGUGGAAACUGUGGGUGGAUCUGCUUGAUGUUAUGGGCAUCGACUCCUCCAACCUGACGCACUACUUCAGCCUGUCGUCCGUGUCCAGCUCUCCUGCUCGUGCUCUUCUCCUGGUGGCAGCCUUGCUGGUGGCUUACUGGUUUCUGUCUUUGUUCCUGAGCGGCUUCUUUUACAUCCUCCAUGCGGUGUUCGGCCGCUUCUUCUGGCUGGCCCGCGUGGUCCUUUUCGCCCUCUCGUGCCUGUACAUUCUGCAGAAAUUCGAGGGCGACCCGGAGAAAGCGGUGCUGCCGCUGUGCUUCAUCAUGGCCGUGUACUUCAUGACGGGACCGGUGGGAGCGUACUGGCGAAAAGGAGGCGGACCUGGAACUCUGGAGGAGAAGAUCGACCACCUCGAUACCCAGAUCCGCCUCCUUAACAUCCGCUUGAGCAGAGUGAUUGAAAACCUAGAGCGCUCAAGUGACCAAUGAAGUCAUUUUCACCCCAUAAGCUGGGAUUUGUGGGAUGGGAUAUAAAGAAAAGGUGUUUUUUGUUUUCCCUCGUUUUUCUCAGGAUGUCCCAACAUUUUAGUCAAGCAAGAAUUGUAUGUGACACAUAUGAAAAUUUGAUAAAUCCUCAGUUGAUAUAUCAAGAGGAGUCUAUUAGAUUUACCCUGUUGUUGUCGAAUGUAUUAUUAGUGUCCACUUCUACUGUAGCCGCCCAUUUUUGAGUAAAUAUCAGGACUUUUUUGUAUACUGUGGGUCUGUGUGUGCCUGCAAGCCUUGAGUUGAGUGCGUUAGUCCAUUGCGCAGUGUUAUGCCCUUUUCCAUAAGCUUUGUUAAGACACGUUUGGUAAGUGUGUGUGUUAUUUAUCUAUCAAAGGCAAUGCAAUUGAGAGUUGAUUUGGAAACACUCAAAAUGUGAAGAAUAGUCAGUAUCACUGCAUUUUUCAUCUCUCCCUUGUCUCUUUUUGAGGUCACCAGAGGUUAGUUCAGGACUGAUCAGCACUAUCAGGGAUAGAGAUGUGGAAAUCACGUUCAGAAAGCAGCUAGUCAUCAGAAGCGUGAGGAUAUUCCUGGCAGCAAAAUAACAGUGCUGCAAUAUACACCAGUAUCUUCAGCCAGGAGAGAGAGAUGUUCUCAUGUGCUUCAGAUAAGUACGUACGGGGUAAAACCUGGUCAUGCACUUUGUUCUCAUCAUGAGAUCAUUGUAUUAAUUGUAUGUACCAUUUUAAUACACUUAGAGAAAGGGAUUGAUUAAAUAGCAUUUAAUCCCACUACUUAUUAGUGCUGCUUAGUAAAAUCAUUUUUAAGAAAGUGGCCUCUAUAGUUUCAUCCACAGUGGCAUUUGAAAUGCCUACUAAUUAAUCUAACCUGUGUCCUUUCUUUUUUGCGUGAUCUUAUUCAUUCUUACUACUUAUUGUUUUUGCAGUUUUAACAUUAAUUCCACUUUUUGGUGCGUUUUCACACCUUGGUCUUGUUUUUUUUUUUUUUUUUUUUUUUUUUUUUUUUUUUUUUUUAAUAUUUCGAACAUUCAUUCCCUGCUUUGUAGAUUUAAAAAAAACAAUGUAAUUUAACAUUUUUAUACAUGUUUUUACAUUUUGAGAGUAAUAUUAUGAGUGGUCAGUGUUGAAGUAUAUUUCCAUUCCAUAAUAUGCCCCUUUUUGUUUAGUACUGCUGUAUUUAACACUACUGUUGAAAAGUUUGAGUCAGUAAGAGUUUUAUUUUAUUUUAUUUUUUAUUCAGCAAAGAGGUAUUUCGUUUUACCAGUCAAAAGUUUUUGAACAGUAAUAUUUUUAAUGUUAAUAUUUUAAAUGUUUUAAUGCAUUUAUUUGAUCCAAAGUACAGCAAAAACAGUACAAUUUUGAAAUAUUUGUAUUAUUUAAAAUAACUUUGCUAUUUUAAUAUAUUUUAAAAUGUAAUUUAUUCCUGUGAUCAAAGCUAAGUUUUCAGCUUCAUUACUACAGUUGUCAGUGUCACAUAAUCCUUCAGAAAUCAUUCUGACAUGUUGAUUUGCUGUUUAAGAAACAUUUUUUUUAUCAGUAUUUAAAACAGCCAAGUAUAUAUGUUUUUCAGGAUUUUAAUAAAAAUUAAUACUUUUAUUUAGCAAGGAUGCUUUAAAUUAAUCGAUUACGUGAUGGCAAAGACAUUUAUAAUGUUACAAAAGAUUUCUAUUUCAGAUAAAUGUUGUUCUGAAAUUUCUAUUGAUCAAAGAAACCUGAAAAAAUCUACUCAGCUGUUUUCAACCUAUUAUUAUUAUUAUUAUUAUAUAUAAUAAAUGUUUUUUUAACAGCAAAUCAGAAUAUUAGAAUGAUUUCUGAAGGAUCAUGUAUGUGACUGUAGUAAUGAUGCUAAAAUUCAGCUUGGAAAUCACAGGAAUAAAUUACGUUUUAAAAUCUAUUCAAAUAGAAAACAAUUAUUUAAAAUAGUAAAAAUAUUUCAGAUUUUUACUGUUUUUCACUGUACUUUGGAUCAAAUAAAUGCAGGCUUGAUGAGCAGAAGAGACUUCUUUAAAAACAUAAAAAUCUUACAGUUCAAAAACUUUUGACUGGUAGUGUAUUUCAUAUCAUUAAAGUUCUUGUAAGCUUGCUGGUCAUUAAAGAAUCCUGACAAAAUGGAUCACAGUUUUCACAAAAAUAUGAAGCAGCACAACUGUUUUCAACUUUGAUUAUAAUAAGAAAUAUUUUUUUGAGCGCCAAAGCAAUAUACGAAUAUAUAAAUUAUUUCUAAAGGAUCAUGAGACUCCAUCACAUUAAUUAAUUACAUUUUAAAGUAUAUUAAAAUAGAAAACUGUUAUUUUAACAAAAUUAAGUAUUAUUUACGGACUACGAACUUUUGAACAGUAGUGUACACUGGAAGUUUUUUUUGGGGGGGGGACAUUUACUGUAUUUGUUUUGCAUCAUAUCGUGAAAAAUUGUGUUUAUUGUGAAAUCAGUGUGUUAUUGGUAUGUAUGUGUUUGCUACUAAAUUAUUAUUUUUUUUAUAUUAUGUUUGUCGCCAGACAGUUAUUUUAAAGAUGCCAUUAUCCCUGUGCUCAUUAUCAGUGCUGAUGCCAGUCUAUACUCUUUUUAGACACUGGUGAAAGUCACUUUUAGCAGAUAUGUGUUCAAAAUUUACAGUCUUUCUCUUCAAGGACAAUGAGCAAAAAUAUUGACCAUUCAUCCUGUACUGAUUUUAGUUCAGAAACUGUCAGUGCUGUGACAUACUGUAACUCAAGCCUACUAAAAAGCUGUCAAGCACUAAUAUCAAGAAAGCCCUUUUUUACUGUAUGAAUGUGUGAAGGAAAUCAUACAAUACAAGCACCAGCCAAAUAGCAAACUCUUCAGUACUUGCAGUGUACCAGCAUUAUUGUACAAGUACUGGGGUGACAACUAAUAAUAAUUACAUGACUUAGCAAACACUGGUAUUUAAAAUAGUCUUGUGUAGUUAUUUGUAAUGAAUAAGACGCCACAGUAAUACACUGUGGAAAAUGCUCUGUAUCUUAUGACCGUUUUCUCAUUAGCUGUGAUUUCAAUUGUACACCAUGCAGAAUGAAUGUGCUGAGUUGACAGUGCUUGUAUGACAGAUAUUUUCCUACCUGCACUGUUUAGUAAUUCAUUUAAUUUUGGAAGGUACAGCACCACGUCAAGUCCUUAAUUUAUUUCUGGAUUAUUAUGUAUUGUAUUAAUAUAUCUGAUGUUAAAUUAUACAUAAGGGAGAUGUACUGACUUAAUAACUGCAAAGACCCAGUUCUCUCUCACAUUGUCUCUCAUUGAUCCCAGUUGACUGCGCCAGUGCCAAUUACUGUGUGUUAAGGAUUUUGUGUCAUUUACAGAUUUGUAUUAGAAAGCGCUGAAUAUUUGUGAAGUCUAGACCUUAACUGUGUUUUUUUGUGUGUUUUUUUUUUUUUUUUUUUUGAGUAGUAAAUGCCUAGAUUUCUAUAUCAGGUUUGCAUUUGUACUGUAUAAGGAUUGUUCACCUGCGAUGUUGCUUGCUGUGUGGUAUUAUUUGCGCUGUCUGUAACAUAUUUUUGUCUAUGAUACUUGUUCAAUGAUUUUCUCUAAGAUGAAACGGUGGUCCAAAAAUGAUUUAAUAAACGUAAUAUACCAUUUGA